Leishmania braziliensis MHOM/BR/75/M2904 is the source of this 594-nucleotide messenger RNA. RefSeq lists its product as hypothetical. Bases 1 to 594 code for a protein of 197 amino acids. NCBI's taxonomy places the organism in Eukaryota, Euglenozoa, Kinetoplastea, Trypanosomatida, Trypanosomatidae. The record is from RefSeq and is a predicted model, not a curated record. The transcript has a single exon.
AUGCUGAGCUGCUUCUUUGGGGCUGAGCUGAAGCCCGAUGGAGUCCCGAUGAGCUUCGCCAUCCCGAAGGGGACGUCACUUGUCAUCACACAGUGCGCCGUCACGAGUAUGGUGCCGCCACCGCUGCCACCGCAGCAGUCGACGGACGCUGGGGCGUCUUCGUCGCUGACGGCCAAGGCGUACAGCCCUGUUACAUUGUGCGUGCAGGGACAUGGCCUGCCCACUCGAUUUGCCGUCUGUUCCUUGUCCCCGGAGCAGAGGAUCACGUACUGCCCCUUGCAGCUUCUCUUCUCUAAGGCGGUGUCAUUUGUGCUCGUGCCACAAACUGGAUCUACGGCUGCUGCUGACGCGCCGUUGUCAUCCUCACCUGCUCUGCAGGUAGGGAAGAAGACGGGGCGGAGUCAGAAGCACCACAAGAACGCAUCAGGCGCUCAUGGCGCUGGCGCCGAAGCUGCCGCUGUCUAUCCGACGGUGCACCUGACGGGCUACUACGAGCGUCCCGCGGACGAGGACGAGGACAGUAGUGGCAUGGCCAUGAACUUCAUGGAGACAAGCGAUGACGAGGAGAAUGACGAUUCAUCCGAUGCUGCGUAG